Messenger RNA from Larimichthys crocea (large yellow croaker), 1335 nucleotides. RefSeq names its product centrosomal protein 19 (gene cep19). The record is from RefSeq and is a predicted model, not a curated record. Bases 169 to 645 code for a protein of 158 amino acids. The transcript is spliced from 2 exons. Lineage: Eukaryota; Metazoa; Chordata; Actinopteri; Sciaenidae. Gene Ontology annotation, cellular component: spindle pole; centrosome; centriole. Gene Ontology annotation, biological process: microtubule anchoring at centrosome; trans-Golgi to periciliary membrane compartment transport.
ACGAGGACAGAGUGUAACACAAACUGACGCCUAACCGUUUGUAGUCCGUUGGUCUGAUCUCUGAACAAACUGUGUGAAUUAUUAUAGUUAUGUACAGUUAUAGAUCAUUAUUAUACUUUAUUAUGUUUUAGUAUCAUACCGCUGAACUCUCGGUGCAGGAGGUUGAAGAUGAGUUUCGAAGCGAAGCGGUGCGGAGUGCAGUUCAGUCCUCCGUCUGUAGUUUUAAUCUACGAACACAAAGAGACCAAAGCGGUGCGAAAGAGAGUCAUACCUGUGCGAAACUUCUCCAAAUACUCAGACUACAGCACGGCUGCUGAAAGGCUGAAGAACAAUCCCCGGCACAGAGACUACCUGGAGGGGGUGUCCCAGAGCCAGCUGGAGAAGCUUCACAUCAUCCUGCGAGAUCACAUGCAGGGCUUCAGCUUGGAGCACAGCCUGGCUUCAUUCCGCCUGGACCCCGACGAAGACCUGAACAAACUGGACGACGAGGAGCUGGCUCGCAAGAAGGGUCAGAUGGACGAAGUGUUCGAGAAGAACCGGAAGCGCAAAGAUGAUCCGGACUUUGUUUACGACCUGGAAAUGGAUUUCACCAAGAGCACCCAGGAGAAGUGCAGCUGGGAUGACGAGUCUGAUGACGGAUUUUAAAACUCUGUAGAUUAGAGAUCACAUGACGUGCAGUGCUGUUCAAUCUGAAGUCAUGCAGAGAUGCUGAUCAUCUCUUUUAGGAAGCAUCUUCUUGCACAGCAGUAAACUAUCUACACACUUGAUUAGGUACACUUCUUAAACUAAUGUUAACACUCUUGCAGUAUAUUUAUGAAGUUGAAUGUUUGGUUUUUGGGCAGCCAUGGUUAUAGCAGUGUUGUACUACAUUUAUAUCAAUACAGGAAGAGUAAAUAUUAUAAACACUACCCAGUAUAACACAAUACAGUUCAACAGCAAAGCAAGCUCUAACAGUCAACAUAAUAACCUUCAUGAAAGUAACUGCAGCUGUCGUACUAGACUUCAUUUGUUUCGGUUAGUUGUACGUAAUAACUUCAUGCUUCAGUGGUCCUGGCAACAGCUACAACAGCUACAGUGUCUAACCAGAAUACAAACAGAAGAGCAACUAUAGAAACUGCAGGAAGACAUCACAGUACACAACAACUACAGCAGGUAUCAGGUUUGGCAUUUCACUGGAAACACCAGCGACACAGUAUUUACCCAUAAUGGUAACCUAACUAGUCUUAAGACCUCUGCACCUGAAAUCACAGCUGAAAAAACCCUCCAGUAAAGUGGAAGCUGAACAUUUGUGGCACUGAAAAAGCCCAAAAAAAAAAAAAAAAAGUGACCUCUUAA